Molecule: messenger RNA, 4654 nt
Organism: Wasmannia auropunctata (little fire ant)
Lineage: Eukaryota; Metazoa; Arthropoda; Insecta; Hymenoptera; Formicidae
Exons: 3
Coding region: 484-4515 (1343 amino acids)
Source: RefSeq, a predicted model, not a curated record
UGGGCAUUAGUGGGCAUUACUUAUAGACUGCGGUCCGUUUGUCCUUGUUUAACAUUUGAUGAGCAACAAGGAUGGAAAGGAGGAUGAACAACAAGGAUUUUGUGAGCGCUGUAAGCGCGAAACGGAACGCAGUCCAGCUAUAGCGCUCGAAUAAUGCUAUUGCGUCAUUUGGAUUGAGACGAGUACACGUUUCGCUAGCUGUUUCAGCAGAGCAAUUCCGUUUAUAAUAUUAUACAGUGAUAUGUGUUAUCUGCUAUAACAUCUGGAUAACAUCUGUUAAGAAGAUCUUUUAAACAUCUGUUAAAGAUCGAUUAUUCUUUACGUGAAAAAAGAAAAGAAGUGUCAGAAAGUCUAGACGAUUUGACAUAUAUUAUAACCUCACAUUUCACCAGCAUUUUAAAAAACGACCGGCGCAGAAUUCUUUACUGAUAUCUCGACUGAUAUGUUGAAGAUUCUUUGGAAGAAAUUAUUAAUCAGAAAGAGAUGGCAAACAUAAAUGCAAGAUCCGAAAUAGAUAAUGUUCAGCAAAAAUUAAUUGAUUCAGAAGUUGAUGUAUUUGCUGAAGCAGAAAUGUCUUUAAAUAUAAAAAUACCUAUAACUUUAAAAAACUUAUUAAUAGUCAAUGGUUUCGAAAAUGAAAUCGUUAUAGCCAAUCUGAACGAUUGUGAUAUUACAAACAUUAUAUCGUUUACAAGGAACGAGUUACAUCAAAUUGUAGAUAAAGAAGAUCUACCUAAAUAUUAUGGUCUGUAUUGGAAAAAUCCAUCCUUAUUUGAAAUAGUACCUGGACAUAGACAUAUAAUAUCUCUUCUAUCUGAUUAUUAUAAAAAAAAAUUAUUACAUAAAGAUGCCGUAAAAAAUAUGUAUAAAAUAAAAGAACAGUCAAUUAAAAAAACUAAGAAAAGAAGCCAGAUAUUGAGUUCAAACUCAAAUCACGCAAGCACCUCAACUUCUCAGUCAUCUAUAAUAAACGAAGAGCAAGGCGAAGAGAUAAGGGACAAUUUACACCUUUGCACAUCUGAAGAACCAUCGGAUCCUAUAAUUUUAGAAGAAAGACGAAUACGUGAAGCAAUUUUUUCUUGGACACAAGGAAAAGUAACCAAAGAUGGAUGGCUAGCUUUAAGAAAAGCAUUUGAUAAUAUAAGCGUAAAAAUAAGAUUAGAUGCAGAUGAAUUCUAUUGUGCAAUAAAAUGCUUUUGUGGUGUAAAUUAUAUUAUAUCUAAGUUUCCUAAAAAAGGUUCAAAAUCGAAACGUUGGAUUUAUUCUAACUUUCAAACGCAUUUACUUAAAAAACAUAUUCGAAACACAAAUUCAUCUGCAACUAAAUCAUUUGUUAAUCAAAAUCGUAUUACUGAUUAUGUAGCAAAAACGCCAUCAAAAUUUUCUAACGCAAAAGUAAUUCACAAUACUGAGUUUCCAGAAAAUAUAAAGAAAACUAGUCAACUCAUAGAUAAUAAAAAUAAUAAAGCGGAAGUUGUAGAUAUAAUGGAAGUUAUAGAUAAAGAAAUUAUUUUUGAUACAGUAAAUGUAAUAAGUACAAUAGAAGAUACGGAUAAUAAGAAUAAUAAAGCGGAAGUUGUAGAUAUAAUGGAAGUUAUAGAUAAAGAAUUUAUUUUUGAUACAGUAAAUGUAAUAAGUGCAAUAGAAGAUACGGAUAAUAAGAAUAAUAAAACGGAAGUUGUAGAUAUAAUGGAAGUUACAGAUAAAGAAAUUAUUUUUGAUACAGUAACUGCAAUAAGUACAGUAGUAGAAGAUACAAAUAAUCAAAUUACAGAUUCGCAAAAAAUUAAUGAAGAGCAUAAUAUUGACUGUUCUGUUUCGGAUUUUAUUUAUGUUGAUAAUUCCAAUAUUGAUUCUAAUAUUCCUACUUGUUCUAGCUUUAAGGUAAAUACUAGUCAAUGUGACAAAUGGAAAAGUUUAAAAUACCAAAAAUCUGAAAGAUUAAGAAGAAAUCGAGAAAAAUUAACUCCUAAUCAAACUUUGAUAACUGAUUAUUUUACUUUAGCGGAAAAAAUUUCUAAAAUUAUAUGUCAUGAUUUCGAAGCAACGAAAAAUCUUUUACCUAAAAUUAAAAGUUCAGAAAUUGAUUUUACUAUUACAGAUAAUGAAUUAGUUAUGAAUAAUUUUUUAAAAAAACUUUUAGACAUAUCAUUAAAAAAUUCGGAGAGUGCAAACAGAAAUUCAUAUGAUGAAGCUACAAAAAAAUUUAGCACGUAUCUUUAUUAUGUAGGAGGAAGGUUAUUAUAUGAGACAUUACAGGCAAAUUUACCGAACGCAUUGCCUUCGAUAAGUACUUUAAAUAGAUAUUCAUGUAAUAAACGUCGUGUUGAGGAAGGUGAAAUAGAUUUUGAUGGUUUAAUGCAGCAUUUAAAAGAAAGAAAUGCUUCAAAAAUAAUUUGGAUUGCCGAAGAUGCUACACGAAUUACGGGAAAAAUUGAAUAUGACUCUCGAUCAAAUAAAGUGCUUGGAUUUGCUUUACCUUUAAAGAAUGGCUUACCCGACCAAAAUAAAUAUGUUGCUACAUCUGCAGAAGUUAUACAGAAUUUUUUUAAAGUUGGUAGCAAAGCAGCAUAUGCGUACGUAAUAAUGGCUAAAUCUUUAACUUGCAAUGUCCCUGCAUAUUGCUUAUCUCUUUUUAGCACAGAUAAUAAAUUCGAUGCAAAAGAUGUUUUAGAAAGGUGGAGUUUCAUGAAAAAAGAAGCAAAAAAAUUUGGUAUUACUAUUGCAGGGUUCUCAUCUGAUGGUGACACCCGUUUGUUGAAAGCAAUGCGUCUUAAUAACUGCUUACCAGUUAUAAACAAUCAGAUAUUUCCGUGGAACAAGGAAUGGCCUUGGUUUCAAAUAGACAUAAAUAAAGUAGAAGAAUGUUAUGUACAAGAUACAACGCAUAUUAUAACCAAAAUGCGGACAAGAUUAUUAAAAGAAGGGAUAAUUCUUAAAAUGGGAAAUUAUUCGGCUACUGCAGAUCAUCUUCACUAUUUGGUGAAAACUGUAUCAAAAGAUAAACAUCUUCUAACUUCUUUAGAUUUAAAAGGAGAAGACAAAAUGAAUUAUUCCGCAGGGGAAAAAAUGUGUUCCUUACCUGUAAUAAAUAAUUUAAAACAAAUUACUAAUACGGACGGUACAAUUGCUUACUUAAACAUAAUGAAAUAUAUAAUACAAUCUUUCUUAGAAGAAUCUACAACAUUAAGCGAUCGAGUUUAUUUCAUGUGGUAUUCAGUUUUCUUUCUAAGAAUAUGGCGAGCAUGGAUAAAAAGAAAUAAACAAUUCACUAUAAAAGACAACUUUUUAACUAAUAACUGUUAUUUGUGUAUAGAGUUAAAUGCUCAUAAUUUAAUAAAACUAAUUACUCUAUUUAAAGAUAGCAGGCAAUCUCUGACGCCUGAAAUGUUUCGUCCCACUAUGUUUAGUAGUCAAAUGUGCGAAAAACUUUUUCGAACAGCUCGAUCUAUGACUUCCACUUAUUCUACAAUUAUUAAUUUCAGUAUUAAGGAUUUAAUUUAUCGUAUUGAUAGGAUCAAGCAGAUAAAUACUAUAACGAAUGAUCUUUCAGGUGUAUUUAAAUUUCCCAGAGAAGAUAAAAAAAUGUUAAAAACACAAAAUGUCCUAACAUAUGAAGUCAUAGAAAACUUAAAAAUCAAUGAAAUUGUCGAUAAAGCUUUGAAAGAUGCUAUUAAAAGUACCGAAGAAUUAGGCAUGAAAAUUGAAAGUGAUAUAGAUUGGAAAUUUGUUGAUAUUCCUUUGCAAACUGUAGAUGAUGAAUGUAAAUUCGAUGAUACAGAACGUGAAAUCGAUAACAAUUGCUCUAGAAAUGCUAGAAGCACAAAUGUCGAAGAUGUUGACAAUUCAAUUUUAUUUGACAAUCCUGAUGAUGAUUUAAAAUUAGAGAAUCUAGAAUUAAAAGACUUUUCCAAACAAAUAUCACAGAAAUCAAUAACAGAAAAUUCGCCAUUCAUGGAGAUUAAAGUAAAUGACAAAAAUAUGAUUGUUAAAAAAUCUUCUUAUUGUUGGUUUCUUGAUGAAUGUAAUGGAAAAGUUAGUACGGAUAGAUUACGAAGAUUCAUGACAGGUAAUAAAUUAAAUAAGAGAACAAAAAACUGUACAAAAAUGCAACCUGAAAAAAAGCAAAAAUAUCUUAAAAUUUCCAAUUUUUCUAAACAAAAUCAAACAUGUAAUGAAUCAGAAGAUGAAAGUUUCGUUGAAGACGAUCCUAAAGUCUGCAACGCGAGCGUAUCUGAAGUACUAUUAGAAAAAUAUUAUGCCGUUUUUUACGAUGACAACUACUAUAUUGGCCGGGUUGUUGAUCAUUGUGAUACCAAUGUAAAAAUAAAGUUUUUAAAAUAUGAACUUAAUUCUUUUAUUUGGCCACGUGAUGAAGAUGUGGCAUUUGUUGAAAAAAAGUAUAUUUUCUAUGGCCCAAUUGAAUUAGUCGGGACCGGACCUUUUGUGUUAAAACGUUGUGAUUUUGCGGCUAUACAUAAAAAGUAUAAACUAAUGAAACGUUUCGAACUGUAGACUUUUUAUUUGUUAAAAUUAAUGUUAAUUUGCCUGGACUUUUCUCUCGAGAUUGGAUUAAAUGUAGGUAUCUCCUUUAUGUAUGUACAAAUUCUAAAUAAUAUUUUUGUUUUAUUUAUAUAUUAAAGAAGAUAUCUUU